Molecule: messenger RNA, 1885 nt
Organism: Drosophila novamexicana
Lineage: Eukaryota; Metazoa; Arthropoda; Insecta; Diptera; Drosophilidae
Exons: 1
Coding region: 144-770 (208 amino acids)
Source: RefSeq, a predicted model, not a curated record
AGCAGAGUAAACAAAUUUAGAAAAGUUUGGAGAUUGUAGUUAUUUUCCCAGGCCCAAAACAAAAAAAAAAAAAAAACACUUGUACAUAUAUGUGUAUAUAUAUAUGUUAUGUAUUGUUUUAGUCCAAAUUCAUUGUUUGUAUCAUGUUGGGUCUGCGACUGAUGCUGAGGCUAUUGCUGCUAUCGUUGUUUGGAGCUCUUGCAGAAAUAAUAACGACAACAACAACAACAACAACAACAACAAAAAAGCCAGUUAUCGAGUUGCCGGAACGCUGUAAAUAUCUAAAGGACGCAAAAGAGCUGAUGCACCUGAGGUGCAAAGGAAAUUUCCCGCUUGUGGCAUAUACCAAAUUCCGUGAUACCUUUAUGAAACAGACCGAUCGUAUGGCUCUAUUUAUGCCCAACUCCAUGGACUAUGUGAUGGUUGCCCUCAAGGAAUCCGAACUGCAUGACUGUGAUAGCAUUCGGCUGAUCGAGGUCAAUGAGUAUAUAUGCUACCCAAAGGAUGGCGGCAAGCGAACCGUCAAACUGAAGUCGGCACGAAUGUAUUGCUUUCCAUUUCAUAUACAACUGCCCGAUGAUCUGAUGCAUGAGUGCUUGGUUCAGAAGUUUCAAUCCUCUGUGUCUACGUUGCAGGCCAGCGUGCUGAGGACCAAACGCGGCAUCAUACACUAUACGUUCGACAAUGAUUCAGCUGUUCAAUAUUUACUGCCCAAACAAAUUGCCAUAUUUUUAACAAUAUUGAUUCUAUCAAUUCUUCUAUAUUUCUAAAUUGAAAAUGCCAGGAUAGAAAUUCCGAUCGGCGAAUGACAAGCGAUGAUUUACCAAGUAACGAGACAGAAGCAACUAGUAGAAAACAGCGAAUAGAGUAACAACAAGAAAGAAGGAAAAAAGCAAAGGCUAUAAGCUGCGAUUAGUAAGUGGUAUCAGCCAAAUAGUUAUUUUAGGUGUGAUUAGCCAGAAGCAAGUAGAAAGUUAAGAGUUAGAAACCGACAGAUUAUCCAGGGAGUUCUGAAACCAACUAGUGAAAAACAGCAAGUAAUAGUCUGUGAUUUCCAGCAGCGAGGUAUGCGAAACAAGAAAAAGGAGCGAGUAAGCAACAGCACGUCAGAAGCAACGAGUAACAAGUUAGAAAGCGAAAUCAACAGUUUAGCAGAGAGUAAGAAGGAUUAACUGAUGAGUGGUGAUCAACGAGCAAGCAAUAGCAAGCAAUAAGAAACAACGAAUGAGAAAUAAUCAGCGAAAAGAAGCACAAUAAACGAGUUAAAGGCAACAAGAACACAACCUUAAACAACAUGCAACGUAUGACUAGCAACGGAAUGUAAGCAACAUGUGCGGAACGACAAGUAAGAAAUAGCAAGCAACAACGAGUCGAGAUCAAGGAAAACGAAGUGAAAUCAACGUGUUGUAAGCUGCGAGAAAGAAGCAGGCAACGAAUCAGCAAUAACGAGUUGUUAGCAACGAGAACGAAUACGCAGUAGUUCCCACAAGGUAGUUGCCCUUCAGGAGCUGCCAUCGUCAAGUUGUCUGAAGCGACGAGUUGCAAAUAUCGAACUGUCAUCGGUUGAGUAUUGCCACCAACGUGCUACAAUACUCAAAUCUAAAAUCUCUCUUCGUUAACCAAUUAACGGUCGUAAAUAUUAAUACGCAUCUCGCAAAAUGAGAUCCAUUGUGUGGAGUCGGGCCAUAGAGAUUGAUCAGUCACACCAGAAACCCAAGGAAUAAGCAUGAACAACAAAAAUUACUUAAAAUCUUUCAACCGCUCCAGUCAUGUCUCAGGAGAUGAUGGGAGUUGAUGUUGUGUUAAAUCGAAUUUCUUUUUGUUCAGUGUUAUUUUUAUCCAUACUCAUCUGCGUGUUCAACUGCAAUGUUAAAUAUUUAUUUUA